Molecule: messenger RNA, 6731 nt
Organism: Labrus mixtus (cuckoo wrasse)
Lineage: Eukaryota; Metazoa; Chordata; Actinopteri; Labriformes; Labridae
Gene: kcnt2b
Product: potassium channel subfamily T member 2
Exons: 30
Coding region: 1550-5275 (1241 amino acids)
Biological process (GO): potassium ion transport
Cellular component (GO): membrane
Molecular function (GO): intracellular sodium-activated potassium channel activity
Source: RefSeq, a predicted model, not a curated record
ACAGUACGCUGUCUGAGUUUAAACUAUAGUUCAGUUUCUAUGGAGGUCAAAUAGUCUAUGUAAAGACGGCAACAAUUACACAAAGAUUAGGUGCAAGAGGUGAAACAUCAGUUGACACAAAAACAUAUUUUAAUUCACAGUCAGCCCACAUCUAAAUAGGAACAAAAAUCAUUACUCUUAUUAUUAAUAUCCUAUUUUUCUCAUCAGUUCAGCUGACAGUAAUCUUUGACCCCCUGCUAGAGGGUUUUGUGUGGAGCUUACAGAGGUGCUGCAGCUUUAUCCAGGCUCAGUUGUGGGUGAUUAAUAUUAAUAUUGUGUGAGUUAAUUUGCAUAACACCUGUUGUCUGUGGCUUUGAGUCAACAGUCCCUCUUAAGCACCAUGGUUGAAUUUCAUUAUGCUUUUGCUCUAACCACGGGCACUACAGGAUUUAACCUGUGACAUAUAAUGAGUGGCAGCUUGCUAAUAUUGAGAGACAUUGUUCGGUGCACAGUAAGAGCUGGUUACAGGUGCUUUGAUGAGUUACAGUAACUACAACAUUUAAAGGGAGAAUUAUGCUGUGAUGAUAUGAGGUUCAUGGUGACAUUUUGUGUUUUUAUUUUAUACAGCCCACAUUUAGAGGAACUUAAAAGUUUUUAAGCCAUGUGAUGAUUGUGUUUUGACUUAAAACUAUUAGAGAAUUGUGGCUCCUACAUUCUCUCAAGGAAAGGUUGUUUUAUUUUCUGGCAUAUCUUCAGUGUUGACUGUGUUGUUUGGUUAUAUUUAGUGUGUGCUUGGUGAGAGAACAGCUUUCAGAACUCAGUUGGCAAGCGUGCACUACAUAAAUUGGACGUGGUCUCGUGUCCUUUUCAGCAAAGAUCAUUCCCAGCAUGUUCCUCUUUAGCAGGCUCUAAGAAUCUUAAACUACAUGAAAGUGAAUAGGACCAAACCAGAUCUUCAUUCAAAAAAUAUAAGUCUCGUUUCAACUCACAACUGCCUUGCGUGCAGUAUAUGUGCAAGUCUUAUUUCAUUCAAUCUUUUAGAGAAUCGUAUAUUGUGCCCCUGAUAUGGCGCGGUUCUGUUGGGCUCUUAUUGUAAAAUAUACAUUUGUUUCUGCACUUUCUGCUUUGUAGUUAUUCCUGAUAUGAGGAGUAGGCUACUUUAGUCCCCAUCGGUUGGUGACAUAUUGGCAGCCAGUGCGUCCAUGCGUAGCUCAGGCAGGGAGGAUGCUGGUGCUGAGAGAGACAACCAGUUGCUUCCCAGCAGUCACAGGGAAAGUGGAGCCUCCCCAACGCACCGAAGGAUGAACAUCCUCGACCUGUUGCCUCUGCGAGAAGAAAACUAGAGCUGUAUUGUGAGGGUGUCAAGGAAAAGAAGUUGAUUUUUUUUUCUGUUUUGGAGGGAGGUCGUAGACGAUGCAAUGAGGUGUAUCAAUGUUUUCGUUUUUUAUCUACGUUCUAAAUAGCCGAAGGAAGAGCAGCGGAGCUAGUUUUGGGAGGUCUACCUUCUCUGCGUGGAGGUACAUUUAUCGGUGAAAUCUUUCUCUGUCUCGGGGUUCGGAGGAGGAGAAGCAUGGUCGAAUUGGAGAAGGAGGUGCUCCCGCUGCCCCCACGGUACCGGUUCCGAGACCUGUUGCUCGGGGACUGGCAGACCGACGACAGGGUGCAGGUAGAGUUCUAUGUGAAUGAGAAUACUUUCAAGGAGCGCCUCAAGCUGUUCUUCAUCAAAAACCAAAGAUCCAGUCUGCGAGUGCGAAUGUUUAACUUUGCUCUGAAAGUACUGAGCUGCCUCCUCUACAUUGUCAGAGUCUUGUUGGACAACCCGCAAGAGGAGAGACUCAGCUGUGUGAGUGGAGUGAAUUGCACCCGACAAAACACAUCAUCCCGCCCCUUGAGUGAGUUUGACUGGAAACUGAUCAUCUGGGUGGAUAGACCUCUACCGCUGUGGGCGCUGCAGGUGCUUGUGGCUUUCAUCAGCUUUUCAGAAACGAUGUUGCUAGUGUAUCUCAGCUACAAGGGCAACGUUUGGGAGCAAGUCUUACGUGUCCCUUUCAUUCUGGAGAUGAUCAGCGCCAUUCCCUUCAUGAUCACUGUGAUUCUGCCCUCCUUCAGAAAUCUCUUCAUCCCUGUGUUUCUCAAUUGCUGGCUGGCCAAACAUGCUUUGGAGAACAUGAUAAAUGAUCUGCACCGGGCAAUCCAGCGGACGCACUCAGCCAUGUUUAACCAGGUGGUGAUACUCAUCAGCACGCUGGUCUGUCUCAUGUUUACGUGCAUCUGUGGUAUCCAACACCUGGAACGAGCGGGUAACAACCUAACCCUGUUUGACUCACUCUACUUCUGCGUGGUUACUUUCUCCACUGUGGGCUUUGGAGACGUCACCCCUCAAAUCUGGCCUUCGCAGCUGUUGGUGGUCAUCAUGAUCUUUGUGGCGCUCAUUGUUCUUCCAAUCCAGUUCGAGCAGCUGGCCUUUCUGUGGAUGGAGCGGCAGAAGUCCGGGGGGAACUACAGCCGCUACAGGGCGCAGACGGAGAAACACGUGGUGCUGUGUGUCAGCUGUCUUAAGAUCGACCUCCUCAUGGACUUCCUCAAUGAGUUCUUCGCACACCCCAGACUGCAGGACUACUAUGUGGUGAUCCUGUGCCCGGCAGAGAUGGAUGUUCAGGUUAGGAGGGUGCUUCAUGUGCCGCUGUGGGCCCAGAGGGUCAUCUACCUCCAGGGUUCAGCCCUCAAAGACCAAGACCUGAUGAGGGCCAAGAUGGACGAUGCUGAGGCCUGCUUUAUCCUCAGUAACCGGUUUGAAGUGGACCGCAUUGCUGCUGAUCAUCAGACCAUCCUGCGCGCCUGGGCGGUGAAAGACUUCGCUCCAAAUUGCCCGCUGUAUGUCCAAAUCCUCAAGCCAGAGAACAAGUUUCACGUCAAAUUUGCAGAUCAUGUGGUUUGUGAAGAGGAGUUUAAGUACGCCAUGCUGGCUCUAAACUGUGUGUGUCCUGGUACCUCGACACUCAUCACUCUAUUGAUCCACUCCUCCAGGGGACAAACUGCACCUCAGGAGGCCUUCAAGCAACGUGUAGGAGCCUUUCAAGCCCUCAGCAGGGAGGGUGGCGCAUGUUCAGCCGACCAAUGGCACCGAACCUACCGGCGCUGCUCAGGCAAUGAGGUGCAUCACAUCCGCCUGGAGGAAAGUAAAUUCUUUGGGGAAUACCAGGGCAAGAGUUUCACCUUUGCCUCCUUUCAUGCACACAAAAAGUAUGGAGUAUGUUUGAUCGGAGUACGCCGAUUGGACACCACCAACAUCCUACUGAACCCUGGUCCCUGCCACAUAAUGGGGGCCUCUGACACAUGCUUUUACAUCAACAUCUCCAAAGAGGAGAACUCAGCAUUUGUCAGGGGCCAGAGGGAGCAAUCUUGGGGCGGCACAGGAGGAAAUACCAGGGGUGUACAACAAACCAUUUACCACGGACUGACCCGCCUGCCAGUCCACAGUAUCAUCGCCAGCAUGGGCACAGUGGCCAUUGACCUGCAGGACUCCAGUGACAGCAGCCCAGAGGGCCAGGAUCCAGGGAGCACGGGGCUGAACAGCGGGAGAGGAAGCAGAAGCAGCUCCAGGACAGAGAUGAGUGGAGCUAACACUUUGGCCCUGCCUGUGAUGGGAGAGACAGCAGAGGAGAGGCGGCACAGCAUCGCCCCUGUCCUUGAGCUGGUGGACGGCGUCAACAACCCAGCUUUUGACCUGCUUGGGGACCAGUCAGAGGAUGAGGGAGGAGAGGAGGGCAAGGAGGAGAGUGACAGGGAUGAGAGCGCCCACUGGUGGGGUCGACACUGCGAGUGGGUGAAGGGAUACCCGCUCAACUCACCAUACAUAGGCAGCUCACCUACGCUUUGCCACCUUCUUCAAGAAAAGAUGCCUUUCUGCUGCCUGCGUAUGGACAAGGCAUGUCACCACACCCUUUUUGAGGAUGCCCGCUCCUAUGGCUUCAAAAACAAAUUGAUCAUCGUGUCUGCGGAGAGUGCAGGGAACGGUCUGUACAACUUUAUUGUGCCUCUGCGGGCCUACUACCGACCCAGGAAGGAGCUCAAUCCAAUUGUGCUGCUGCUGGAGAGCAUACCAGAAGUGGACUUCCUUGAGGCAAUCUGUUGGUUCCCCAUGGUGUUCUAUACAGUGGGCUCAAUCGACAAUCUGGACAGUCUGUUGAGAUGUGGAGUGACUUUCGCCGACACCAUGGUUGUUGUUGACAAGGAGAGCUCCAUGAUUGCAGAGGAGGAUUACAUGGCUGAUGCAAAGACCAUUGUCAAUGUCCAAACCCUCUUCAGACUGUUUCCAGCUCUAAGUAUCAUCACGGAGCUCACUCACCCAGCCAACAUGCGCUUUAUGCAGUUCAAAGUCAAAGACCACUACUCUCUAGCUCUGUCCAAACUGGAAAAGAAGGAAAGGGAGAAGGGGUCCAACUUGGUAUUCAUGUUCCGCCUGCCCUUCGCUGCUGGGAAAGUGUUUAGUGUCAGCAUGCUGGAUACUCUCCUCUACCAGUCAUUUGUGAAGGACUACAUGAUCUCCAUCGCAAGACUUCUUCUGGGUUUAGACUCCAUGCCCGGCUCCGGUUUUCUCUGUGCUAUGAAAAUCACAGAGGAUGACCUGUGGAUCCGGACCUACGGCAGGCUCUAUCAGAAACUCUGCUCCUCCAGUGGAGACAUUCCCAUUGGCAUCUACAGAACAGAGGCACAUAAGCUUCCAGUCUCUGAGUCCCAGGUUUCCAUCACAGUGGAAGACUACGAGGACACCAGGGAACCCAGGGAACCCCUGUUGUCCCGGUCUGGUGCACAUCGUAACUCCACCUCCUCUGAGCCCAUCUCGACCUCGUCGCACUCCUCAGACCACCCUCUGCUCAGGAGGAAGAGCAUGCAGUGGGCACGCAGGCUGAGCAGGAAGGGGGGUCGGGGCUCCAGUGCGGCAAAGGGGGGUCCGGGCAGUGCGGCGGAGAGGAUCAGCCAGCAAAGACUGACCCUGUUCAGACGAUCGGAGAGGCAAGAACUCAACGCUCUGGUGCGAACCAGGAUGAAACACUUGGGCCUCUCUCCAACCGGAUUCAGUAAGUCUAAAUAUGGGAUGACAGACCAAGGGAACAGACUGUCUUAUAUCCUGAUCAACCCUUCUCCAGACACCAGACUGGAGCUGCAUGAUGUUGUGUACCUGAUCAGACCAGACCCUCUCUCUUUGGUACCAAAUCAAGGUAGCAGCAGGAAGUGUGGCGCUGGACUGUCGGAGAGCCACAGGUUCGAUACGCAAGACAGCACCCAUCUGUGAGAGACUAAAAAUGACAAAUAUACUGUCACAACACUGACAGAGGACAAACAACAACAAAACACUCAUGAGAAAGAGGCAAAGAUCACGGGGAAAUGGAAAGGGAUGCAGCCAUUACGGCACAUGGGCCUCAUGUUUUCUCCACAUUCAGUCUCUGUGAAUUCAGAGGAGACGGACAUGCAUGGACCUUUUCUAUAACGCUGGGAAUGUUUUAUUUAUGCACCUUCCUAUUUACAAAGUGGAGAGCUGCGGACACAGAAGUGCAUUUAAUGAAGAACUGUAUGUAUUUAUAUCUGUGUUUGUGCAUGUUAUGUACUGCAUCAUGUAUGUGCAGUGUGUAUGUUUGUGUGCGUGUGAACGGAUGUGUAUGUGUGCUUAUGGAUCAAGAGCAAGACACUGCCAGUUGUCAUCCGGACAGCCAAAGAAAUCUGCUGCCAAAUGAAGGUUGACUGAUGUUAUUUUUGUGUCCUUCGCUGUGUUUUUGGUGGGUUUUGUCACAAUGCUGUUCAUCGUGUUUGAAAGGGACUCUAUCGUUGACAAGUCUUUUUUUUUUCUUAGUCUACAUAAAGCCUUUUUUUAGUUGGUUUCACAGUCAAACACUCACCUGUCACAUUUCUCUCACAUGUUUCACACUCACCAGCAGUGGAGGAAUCCAAAGAGCACCGGUCUCACUAUUGGACAUACUGUAGGUAGACAGCGAGGACAAACCAUCAGUACAGGGCAUUCUGUCACAUCACAGUCUGAAGUAUUUAUCGUCUUGAGUUCUGUGAUUUCUCCGAGAACAAACCUGUUCCUCGGUUUCUUUGACAAAAGUCCUGCUGUCUAUGCUUUUGCCACCAGCUCACUUUUGCUAACAUGCAUGUUAGAGAUGCAGGGGAUGAACAAAAAGACAGAAAACUGCUAUCCAGUACAAAACCCCUGCAACAAAUGCUACCUUUGAGAAGCUUAUAAUGAUACAUGUUUAAAGACAGUGUCUCAGCUUGAAGUUGAUUUAACAUAAUCUGAAUUUAGGGCACGCUGUGCUAAACAUCCACUGUUUCCAGGAAUUACUAGUUAAGAAUGAUCAUCUUUAAUCAAAUUUGAGUUUCUAUCAGAAAAAAAAUCAAAUUGCUCUGACAACAAGAAAACAAUGUUACAGUGGAGUUUAAUCAUUGUGCUUGUUUUUUUUCUUCAGAUUAGCCUUUCUCAUUUCAUAGAUCGUCAGAUAUUUUAAAAAUCUGACAUUUUAUGCUGAUAUAAAAGAGUUAAUAACUUGUUUGGGUAAAAAUUGAUGCUGUUUCAUUACCAUGGGUUUGCAAUCUUUUUUUUUUGUCAGAUAUUCUGAAGGUGCCAUUUCAUACAGAAAUGGUGCAGCCAUGUUGUGGGAAUGCUAACAGGCAUCCCUGCUAACACCACUGCUGUAGCUUUAGUGCAAUUAUAACAGAUGGAAAUAUGUAUAUAUUAAAGUCAAUCAUUAUAG